Molecule: messenger RNA, 1170 nt
Organism: Pipistrellus nathusii (Nathusius's pipistrelle)
Lineage: Eukaryota; Metazoa; Chordata; Mammalia; Chiroptera; Vespertilionidae
Source: the annotation of a GenBank genome assembly
AUGAUCCGCAACGGGCACGGGUUGGCGGGCGGCGCCGAGCCGCCGGGCCCGGGGGGCCGGGCCGCCGUGCGGGUGUGGUGUGACGGCUGCUACGACAUGGUGCACUACGGCCACUCGAACCAGCUGCGCCAGGCUCGGGCCAUGGGGGACUACCUCAUCGUGGGCGUGCACACCGAUGAGGAGAUCUCCAAGCACAAGGGGCCGCCGGUGUUCACGCAGGAGGAGCGGUACAAGAUGGUGAAGGCCAUCAAGUGGGUGGACGAGGUGGUGCCCGCGGCCCCUUACGUCACCACGCUGGAGACGCUGGACAAGUACCGCUGCGACUUCUGCGUCCACGGCAAUGACAUCACCCUGACUGCAGACGGCAGGGACACCUACGAGGAGGUGAAGCAGGCGGGGAGGUACAGAGAGUGCAAGCGCACCCAGGGCGUGUCCACCACGGACCUCGUGGGCCGCAUGCUGCUGAUGACCAAGGCCCAUCACAGCGGUCAGGAGAUGUCCUCGGAGUACCGGGCGUACGCAGACAGCUUCGGUAAGUGCCCGGGGGGGCGGAACCCCUGGACCGGGGUGUCCCAGUUCCUGCAGACGUCCCGGAAGAUCAUCCAGUUUGCCUCCGGGAAGGAGCCGCAGCCCGGGGAGACCAUCAUCUACGUGGCUGGCGCCUUCGACCUGUUCCACAUCGGGCACGUGGACUUCCUGGCGAAGGCGCACGGCCUGGCGGAGAGGCCCUACGUCAUCGCCGGCCUGCACUUUGACCAGGAGGUCAACCACUACAAGGGCAAGAACUACCCCAUCAUGAACCUGCACGAGCGGACCCUGAGUGUGCUGGCGUGCCGGUACGUGUCGGAGGUGGUGAUCGGGGCCCCCUACGCGGUCACCGCAGAGCUCCUGGACCACUUCAAGGUGGACCUGGUGUGUCACGGGAAGACGGAAAUCGUGCCUGACAAGGACGGCUCCGACCCGUACCAGGAGCCCAAGAAGAGGGGCAUCUUCCGUCAGAUUGACAGCGGGAGCAACCUCACCACGGACCUCAUUGUCCAGCGCAUAAUCAAGAACAGGCUGGAGUAUGAGGCCCGGAACCAGAAGAAAGAGGCCAAGGAGCUGGCCUUCCUGGAGGCCAUGAAGCAGCAGGAGGAGCUGCCCGAGAGAGGGAGCCACGCCGCCUUCUGA